Messenger RNA from Cygnus olor (mute swan), 733 nucleotides. RefSeq names its product SNAP associated protein (gene SNAPIN). The record is from RefSeq and is a predicted model, not a curated record. Gene Ontology annotation, molecular function: SNARE binding. Bases 53 to 442 code for a protein of 129 amino acids. Gene Ontology annotation, cellular component: synaptic vesicle; BORC complex; BLOC-1 complex. The transcript is spliced from 4 exons. Gene Ontology annotation, biological process: synaptic vesicle exocytosis; lysosome localization; intracellular protein transport. NCBI's taxonomy places the organism in Eukaryota, Metazoa, Chordata, Aves, Anseriformes, Anatidae.
CGCGGCGGCCCCGCCGCCAUUUCCCGUGGGUCCGCGCGGUGGCGGCGCCAAGAUGGCGGCGGCGGCGGCGGGGGGCGGCGGGCCAGCGGCGCGGGAGCUGUUCGCUGAGGGGCUGCUGCAGUUCCUGCGGCCGGCGGUGCGGCAGCUCGACGGGCACGUGCACGCCGUCAGGGAGAGCCAGGUGGAGCUGCGGGAGCACAUCGACAGCCUGGCCACAGAGCUGUGCCGCAUCAACGAGGACCAGAAAGUGGCGCUCGACCUCGACCCCUACGUGAAGAAGCUGCUGAACGCCCGGCGCAGGGUGGUGCUGGUCAACAACAUCCUGCAGAACGCCCAGGAGCGGCUGCGGAGGCUGAACCACAGCGUGGCCAAGGAGACGGUGCGGAGGAGAGCCAUGCUGGAGGCCGCCGGCGGCUACCCCCAGGGCCUGCCGGGCAAGUGAGGCUCCUGCCGCGGCACCGGGCCGGAUCCGGGGCGCCGGGACGGAGCGGGAGCAGCAGCGACAGCACCGGGCGCUGCCCCGCCGGGAGCGGGCACCGCCGAGGGGAGCAGGAACCCGUGUCCGCAGCACGGGAAGGGGGGGGACGGGGACGGGGGGGACACACGAGGAGCCGCCCCCCCCGCCCCAGCGAGGCUGCGGUGCUGCAGCGGGUGCUCAGCGAGCCGGGGGCUGCGGCUGCUGCGGUUGCAGGGGUGCAGGCGCUGAAAUAAACGGCGGCGUGGUGCUCGUGCA